AUGAAUCCGUCAAUGUUGCUGUGCUGUGCGCUGCUCUGUUUAGCCUGCUGUGUUACGGUACACACACACAUGAUUAUGGAGGAACAAUACAGCUCCAACCAAACAACCAUCAGCUUACAAGCAAAUAACCAAACAGAUGCACCUUCUGUGCUCAUAGUCGGGCUUUCAAAAACACCUAAGAAGAACAAGAAAACGGAAAAGAAACCAAAAAAGAAAUUCAACAACCAUGUGAAGAGACCUCCGCCGCCGCCGAACUGCGUCCCGCUCUGGAGCAGCUGCAAGACGCCCAACGCGGUGUGCUGCGAUCAGUGCGCCUUCUGCCACUGCCGCCUGUUCAAAACCGUCUGCUACUGCCGCAUGGGUUACCCGAAAUGCUGA
Molecule: messenger RNA, 378 nt
Organism: Onychostoma macrolepis
Lineage: Eukaryota; Metazoa; Chordata; Actinopteri; Cypriniformes; Cyprinidae
Gene: asip1
Product: agouti signaling protein 1
Exons: 3
Coding region: 1-378 (125 amino acids)
Biological process (GO): melanosome organization; positive regulation of melanin biosynthetic process; hormone-mediated signaling pathway
Cellular component (GO): extracellular region
Molecular function (GO): neuropeptide hormone activity; melanocortin receptor binding
Source: RefSeq, a predicted model, not a curated record